Molecule: messenger RNA, 1574 nt
Organism: Anastrepha obliqua
Lineage: Eukaryota; Metazoa; Arthropoda; Insecta; Diptera; Tephritidae
Gene: tsl
Product: torso-like protein
Exons: 4
Coding region: 369-1430 (353 amino acids)
Source: RefSeq, a predicted model, not a curated record
AAAUUUUUGGCAAAUCGACAUGGAAGUGGUGUUUUUCGUUAGUAACUAAAAACUUGUGUAGUGCGAACUACUUUUUAAUAUACACGAAAGGCAACUACUAUUACGAUAUGCUCAAAUAAUUAUCAAUAUUAGUGACUAAUUUUAAAAAUAUGGGUGCUAAUAACAAAUUGUUCAUUUUUAUUUAUUGCUCCGUCAUGCAUAUGUUUGUAAAAAUGUGAAAAAACCAGAAGUCCAACUUGGAAAAUAAGUCUCUUGUUGGCGAUUGGAGUUUUCGGUAGUGCCGGUGUGGGGAUAAUCGUGUCGCAUGAGUGAACGUUUCUUGGAUUGUACCACAUACGUUUUUAUGUUAACUAUACGCCGAAUGAGCGAUGAAACUGGAUAAUGGUUUAUGUUGGCUAGUGGCACUGAUUUUCGUAGCCUGCAACAUUUCCACAGGCGACACUCGUGAAUCACAAUUGCGUAUCGGUAAGGCCAUCAAUAUUUUCGUGCGCUAUGGCUAUCUGGGCAUAUCAAUGCGUGUCAUUCCUUACAAUGACAGUUACGAAGUGGACAAAUGGUUGUUCAAGGAGCCGACAAAGUCUAUUUAUAAGGAUCUAAGUUCUCUCAGCGAGAGUCGCGAAGAGAAUGCUCCAGGCAUUUUUCAUGGCGAUUUUCAUAUGGAAUUCUGCGAUAAUCGCCGCCAACUGUAUCAAGCUUACUUUCGGGAUUUUACCGUUGAACGGUUAGACAAGCCGUGGGAGGCCUUUACCGGCGGUUGGUUCGCCGACAAUGCAGCCAAAAAGCUGGGUAUCAACACAUCCUACAUACAGGGCGAAUAUUCCUACGUGUUGGUACGCGUUGUACGCUUCCGUGAGGUGGGCAAAUUCAAAGAAGAUAUACCACUGAAUCAGACGUUGGAGAAUGAUGUGCGUGAUCGCAUUAGUGGCAUAACAGCGGGUAAUGUCACAGGCGCCAUAAAAUUUAUGGAAUCGUGUGGCACACACUACGUCAACUCCUACACGACAGGAAAUUCGUUGUAUCAGGUGUUUGUCUACACACGCAAAAACUACCAAAUGAUUAGAGAUCGCAUCAAAUCGAAGGGAUUGAACAGCCUCUCGAAGAAGGAUCUUUACGAUUUCUUUGCGCCAUGGCAUGCCGUACAUUUGGGGCAAAUACGUUCGGCGAGCGCCAAUGCAACAGUGGAACGAUGGGCACGUCGAAAACUGCAAUAUGAGUACUAUGUUGUGAAGUAUGUCACGCUGCUGAAGCUACACGGGAAUGGCACGCUACUGAAAGCACUGGAUAACCUCUUAGGCAACGAUGCGAUUUUGCAAUUGGAUCUGAAGUCAUUGAAUGUCAUAUUUAGAGAUGAACCUGAAAAGCGGAGUUGGUUCAACGAAGUGCUCGACAAUCAAAUGAAGCUUUGGGAAGUCAACAUGCCCAUGAACUGACGGUCGGUCCAGACAGUGGCUAUGUACGGUACAGCUGGUUGCGAGGAUUCGUGAGCCACCGUAAAUGUUCCUAAGUCGUUAGCGACUACACUAUGCACUGUUGCCAUUCGUUUGCGUAGCCGUAAGUUAUGUACGAAUACUAUA